GUAGUACCGAUGGAACGAGGAUACUCCGUAUUCGGUCAACAUGUGCACUACACCGGUGCUCGCUGAUAUUCAGGAGCGUUGUCGUGAAUCGUGAUCACUACCGGACGAUAAAUCACCCGCUACGCACUGAGAGUCCUCUCGGAGUCAUGCCGCUGCAUUCACUUUUCCCAUUCUCAACACCCGAAUGCACUGUCGCCCCCGAGUCCGAAAUCCUCGCCAUCCAUUCACCGUUCCGCUUUGUGGCAAUAUCUGGGCCUCGUUUGGGGAUGGUCAUGACAUACGGCUAACGUCAUUGCGGCGUCAACCAUGGUUUGGCAUACAUACAUUAAGUGGUUACUCAGACGUCAGGACCCUGCCUCAAUCUCCUCCACUGCCUCAUCUCGAGCGUUGAUUUUUGAACUCGAUAUAUACCGUACCCCACUGUUCCCAUCGCACAGUCGAACCCAUUCACAAAUCUCAUUACAUCUCGCAAAAAUAAUCAAAAUGCCGCGGCCUCGUUGGGCGUUGUCCGUCGAGGCAAACUUCUGGCGCUCGGCCAUGGCCGCCGGGAUGUAUCUUCACAAAUGUGCAUCACCGGUCCCACCUCCUCCUUCCUUCACGCUACACAUCCCUAGCACGCUGUCGAAAUUCCGGGGUACGAUAGACCUUUCAUUCUUCACACCGCCGUCGUAUGUCGCUCCCAAGCUCAGCACGCGGCCACACCCGCACCGGUCCGCCACUACUCCCCCGGCUCCAUCCGCAAAACCACCGCAGGCAUAUCCCGUCAUCGUGAAUUUCCACGGUGGCGGCUUCACCAUCGGUAACAGCCUUGACGACAUCCGCUGGUGCUACGCGGUAACGCAACAGCUCGACGCGGUGGUCAUAAGCGUCGAGUACCGCCUAGCACCAGAAUACCCCUUCCCAACCGCUGUCGAAGACGGCACCGACGUCCUUCUCUGGCUCGAGACGCACGCGGUGCUGUACAAUCUCGACGCCACGCGCAUCGCUAUCUCGGGGUUCAGCGCGGGCGGGAACAUGUGUUUUUCUGUUCCGCUGCGGCUGCACUACGAGCUGUGUCUGCACCCGAGACCGACGUCGUCGAAGAUCGUGGCUAUCGCUGCGUUCUAUCCGAGUACGGAUUUUACGGCGACGAGGGCUAACAGGAGGGCCACAAAUAUUAGGCCGGAUAAGGAGCUGCCGAAGGUCUUUACUGAUCUGUUCGACGCCAGCUAUCUCCAUCCGCCCAUGGAUAUUGCGAUGGACAAUCCUUUCCUUUCCCCCGCGAUGACGGGGGAUAAGGAAGUCCUCGCUGCAUUUCCGGAGGAAAUAAUGCUUGUCCUGUGCGAAUGGGAUGAGUUGAGAGCGGAGGGCGAACGAUGGAGGGAUAGGCUUCGGGGACUAGGGAAGAAGGUUUGGAGUGAGCUGGUGGAAGGCGUCGCCCAUGGGUGGGAUAAGGGGCCGAAUCCAGUGUGGGAGGAUGAGAAGGCUCGUGCAGUCUACGGCAGGGUUUGCACAGAGCUCGGCAGAGUCUUUUACGGUGACGCCUGGGUUUCCGUGAAGGAGGUCGGGACGGUCUCAACGGAUGUAUUGGCCACGGCCAUCUGAAUGAUAUCCAGUUGGGUGCUUGGGACGGUACGGCGUUUGAUAUCCAAAUUGACCAGCCUCCUAUUUGUAAUUCGUAUUUUCAAAGGGAUAUCCAAAUUGUAAAGAUCAUGCGGUGUAUUUGUGAUAUCUUAUGAUUCUACAAAGCUAAGGAUACCUAGUCGAGG
Tricharina praecox is the source of this 1748-nucleotide messenger RNA. Its product is annotated as Alpha/Beta hydrolase protein. Gene Ontology annotation, molecular function: hydrolase activity. Lineage: Eukaryota; Fungi; Ascomycota; Pezizomycetes; Pezizales; Pyronemataceae. Bases 307 to 1584 code for a protein of 425 amino acids. The transcript has a single exon. The record is from RefSeq and is a predicted model, not a curated record.